AUGGCUGCCAAUAACUCCGUGAGCACGGUCAAGCACACUAAACCUGAAGCAUGUCCACUAACUCUCCAUCAGGUCGUCCUCAAGCACUGGGCGCGCAUUAUCAAACAAUGGCCCGUCGAUCGAGUCCGCCCGGCACACGUCCAUUUCCAAAGGGUCAUGCAAUCGCGGGUGCAAAAGCUUCAGAAUCCUGCUGCUGCUGCUGCGACUAAUAGCAAGUCCAACGAUGCUCACGCGAUCCCCGUCGAGCCAUUCAAUGAACAGACGGAGUUAAGACAAGUCAAUGCCCUCUACGCGCUGUUGGAAAACCGAUUCGAGAAAGAAUACCCUAUCCCGCAGCGAGUUCGCCACCCCAGGAGCAGUGCAUCGCACUAUGAUGAUUUGAUCAAGGAGCUGGAUGAAGCACCGGAUCGAUCGUGGUUAACAAACUUGUGGAAUCGCUUGAAAGGCUCCGUCCGGCUUCGAUGA
Messenger RNA from Cladophialophora carrionii CBS 160.54, 465 nucleotides. RefSeq lists its product as uncharacterized. The transcript has a single exon. The record is from RefSeq and is a predicted model, not a curated record. Bases 1 to 465 code for a protein of 154 amino acids. Gene Ontology annotation, molecular function: ribosome binding. Gene Ontology annotation, biological process: mitochondrial respiratory chain complex III assembly. Lineage: Eukaryota; Fungi; Ascomycota; Eurotiomycetes; Chaetothyriales; Herpotrichiellaceae. Gene Ontology annotation, cellular component: mitochondrion; Cbp3p-Cbp6 complex.